AGACGUGUACCAGCAACAUUUGUUUACCAGCUGAGAAAAUGGCGCCGAAACAAUUCUGCUUUUCCAGUUAAAAACGCAGAUCUUCGUGUUGUUAUGAAGUAAAUUAACAAUGACCGAGCCGAUUAUAUGGGAAAAUCAAAGAUUAGAAGUUCUUCACGAAUUGGGCAAAGGUGCUUGUGCAAUAGUUCAUCUGGUUAAACAUGAAGGAAAUAAGGAACUUUAUGCUUUAAAGAAAAUAGAAUUGGAUGAAAGCCGCAAAACAAGAACUAAAGAUGCUGUUGUUAAAGAAGCCAAUAUUAUGGCCACACUCAAACACCCUCACAUAGUUACUUAUCGUGCUUCUUUCUUUGAUGCUAAUGAAAGAAAUUUAUUCAUAGUUCUUGAUUAUUGUGAUGGUGGAACUCUUGACGAUAAAAUUCGGGAAGCGGUCAAGAAUGAACAAAAUAUUCCAGAGAGAGAUGUACUCCGCUAUUUUUUGCAAAUCACGCAAGCAUUAAGGUUUUUGCACUCUCACAAAAUUCUACAUAGAGAUGUAAAGUCAUCGAAUGUCUUUUUAAAUCGUUCUGCGUCUACUUGCAAACUUGGUGAUUUUGGUAUAGCGAAAAUGAUGAAUGAAACUAUGGAUAAGGCAAGUACAUGUGUUGGCACUCCUUGCUACUUGAGUCCAGAAAUGUGUCAAGAUAUACCUUAUUCAUCGCAAUCAGACAUUUGGGCACUUGGAUGUUUAUUAUAUGAGUUAUGCGCUUUGAAACCAGCAUUUGACGCUCAUAAUUUAAUCUCCUUAUUUUACAAAAUUGUUCAAUGUCAAUAUGAGCCGAUCCCCAAAUAUUAUUCUGAUGGUUUACGAGAGGUACUUGACAAAGUAUUAACUAAAAUUCCAGAAGAAAGGCCAAGUGCUAAAGCUAUAUUAUCUUUGCCGUUCAUCAAAGAAGAAUUAACAAAAUAUAUUGAUAAUUUAUCAAUAACAUGUCAAUCUCGAGGUAGAAAAGAUAGACCAAAUACUUCUCCGCCUAACAAUGUUGAUCCUAAUGCAUUUCGAAGGCGAGUUGCCUCUUGUAAAGGUGUUUUUGGUACUAUUCGAGAAGAGGAAAGACCUCAAAGUUCACUUUCUACAAGUGAAACGUUAAAAUUAUCACAAGAAUACGAGGGAGGUAAUGAUGCAGAAGAUGAAGAUGAUCCAGAUGAUACGUGGAAAGGAGCUGCUAUGGAAGGUGCUGUCAUGGAUGGCAGUAUGUCUUUAUCACCAACUUCUAGCUCUGAUCUCGGAUCUCACACUCCUUCUCCUCAUCUUACUCCUCGUAAACUCCAACAUCCACCUCAAAUUCUGCAAAUGCAGCUGCCCUCUGGUGGAGAAUCACCACGAGAUAAAACCCGUCAGAAGGGCAAGCUGGCGCCGCUUUUAAGCAAACCAAACAUAAAAGAUGAAAAUAAGAAAGUUGGGGAAAUUUCCAUAAAAGGCAAGGGUGUUACAUCACCACCACUUCGUUCGACAAAGUCUAAUUUACAAAAAAGUGUUGAUUUGCCAACUGUCUCAGUUUCAUUUGCCACGGAAUCUAACAUAGUAAAUGCUACCGAUUGUUAUUCUGACGAUUUUGAUUCGGAUAAAGAAGGAAUAGAAUCUUGCGAAGAAGGUUUACAUUGGCGGGCGGUUUUUUCUUUAAAACUUAUGCAGGUUUAUUUGUUUCUAGACAUACCGGAAGAGAUAUCAAGCGGAGAACAGCUGUUAACUACCAAGUGCCUGAGAGCCACAUCAUACUGCUCUAGCAAUUACGCUGACAUGAGUGAGAUUCCAGAAGAUAUUGCAGAUGAAUCAAAUGAACAGUUUAGUAUUUAUGAUAAUGACUUCGAAGAAGAUAUAGACGAGGACGUAGAAGAAAUAAUAUCUGUUGCCAAAGACGUUUGCCGUAUUAAAGAAGAAUCUGAUGAAGAAGAUCAAGUAGUUUUCGGAGACGGAGAGGAUUUAACAUAUUCUCUUUUACAUGAACAAUGCAAAACGGCUUUGGGAGAAGAAACUUACAAGACGGUCUGCAAAUUGUAUCAAAAGAAUUUCGAAAUUGAACCAGCCAAAUUAGAAGGUGUGGUAGGAAAGGAGAAAUUACAACCUGCAUAUCUGAUGGGUGCUAUAAUGAGAAACUAA
Messenger RNA from Dimorphilus gyrociliatus, 2137 nucleotides. The record is from the annotation of a GenBank genome assembly. NCBI's taxonomy places the organism in Eukaryota, Metazoa, Annelida, Polychaeta, Dinophilidae.